Messenger RNA from Pseudozyma flocculosa PF-1, 354 nucleotides. RefSeq lists its product as uncharacterized. Gene Ontology annotation, molecular function: microtubule binding. NCBI's taxonomy places the organism in Eukaryota, Fungi, Basidiomycota, Ustilaginomycetes, Ustilaginales, Ustilaginaceae. The transcript has 3 exons. Bases 1 to 354 code for a protein of 117 amino acids. Gene Ontology annotation, biological process: cytoplasmic microtubule organization. The record is from RefSeq and is a predicted model, not a curated record.
AUGGUGUGCAAAAAGUGCGAAAAGACGCUCUCCAAGAGCUCAGCGCCCGAUCCUUUCCGUAAUCGCAACGCCGCCGGCUUCCUCGUCGCGUCGGGGUCGGGUGCCGCGAAAGCUCCGGCCGCGGGGCCAACGCUCGCCGCCUCGUCGUCGGGAGGACGCCAGAUUGGGCAAAACAAGCUCCUCUCCAAGGCGAACCGCUUCAGCCCGACGGCGAGCAAGUGCAAACUCUGCAAAGGCUCCGUCACCCUCGACAGGGCUACCUACUGCCAAGGCUGCGCGUACAAGAAGGGCCUCUGCGCCAUCUGUGGCAAGCAGAUCCUCGAUACCACUCGCUUCAAGCAGUCGUCAGCUUGA